Molecule: messenger RNA, 7102 nt
Organism: Dinoponera quadriceps
Lineage: Eukaryota; Metazoa; Arthropoda; Insecta; Hymenoptera; Formicidae
Gene: hwt
Exons: 9
Coding region: 1-3399 (1132 amino acids)
Molecular function (GO): phosphotyrosine residue binding
Source: RefSeq, a predicted model, not a curated record
AUGUCCUCCUACGAGGCUCCCUCGCACCUGCAGCCGCUCGUGAUCCACACCGACCACUCGAGCGGCGUAGCCGUGUCAACGGAGAUUUUGCACUUGUGCUUAACAUCCACGCUGUGCUACCCGGUCGGAGAGUCCUGCCCUGCACACCUCAGCCCGCCGGCACAGGUAUCGCUGUGCGACGAUUACAGUCUACCCGUGGACUUCGUGAACAAGAGACGUCCUGCGAGCGCGGCAGCCGCGACUUCCACGGUGCAAUGGACGCUGCCGAGUCCAACUGUAGAGAACGCGGAAGUCGAGGUUGUGGAACAAUACAGCGAUCCCAGAGACAGCAAGAGUAAAGCGUACGUGGAGCCGGGAGCGGAGUCGUCCCUGCCGACGAUUUACAGCCGAGCAAAUCGCAACUAUUGUCGACCUUACACAGACCCGUCGGCAUCCGGCUCGUCCUGCGAGGACGACGAGGAAGGUCGGCUCGUCAGCAUCAGGAAACGGAAGAACAGUCUCUACGCAUCUUCCUCAACCCGAGUUCCGUCGGCGGAUCGGGAUACCUUAACUUCGACCGACGGCUUGCUCGUAGAUUGCGUCGCUCUCGUACAUCUGACCGAUCAGUCGCCGACUGAGUCCAAUCAACCGGUGCGUCAUCCAUCGCCGUAUUACUACGGCGAUCUCUUCAAGGUCCCGGAACAAUUGCCCGCCAGGUCCCAACCGAGCAAGUAUCGCAAGAGCGUCAGUCUCGAUGUGCCGGGCGAGCGUUCGCGCACACCCGGUAUACCGAAGAGGAACUCGGUAGCGGGUGAUGGGGGCUCUUACUCGUCUCAGCAACGGCACUAUCAGCAGCAACAACAGCCGCCGCCGCCACCGCCGCACUAUCAGAGCCAGGAUCUAGUGAGCCCCACGUCUGGGAGCGAGCAUGCUGUCCCGGCCAGAAGCGAGAUCCUCUCGUCGUGCAUCAUCACCGAGUGGGAUCACACCCUCAUGCCUCCUCAUAGGCUGUUGAGCCAUGAUCUGCCUACCGCCGUUUGUACCUGCAUCGCAUCGCCCGAGGAGGAGGAGGAGGAUGAGCUAGACCGCCGGCAGCCGCAAGUAGCGCGGCACCAAGUGCGCAAGCUACGACGUACGCGGAGGAUAGACCCGCAGCCGAUACUCGUCGAGGACGAGGACGACGUGGAGGGUGAGGACGAGGGUGAGGAAGAGGAGGAGGAAGACGCGGAGCCCGAGGAGGACGAGGAAGGGAUGGCUAGGCAACGUCACCUCUAUGAGACGGCCUUCGACUGCAAGGUCAAUCGCUCCGACGAUGAUCUCGACGAUCUCGAUCGUGUUACCAACCAUCCGGUGUUGCACUCCCAGAUGCGGAGCAGCAGCGCUGUGUUAUCGAGCAGAACGAGUUCGUCGACGGACGCGUCGAAGCAGCAACAUCAGCAAUCGCUUCCUUACGCCGGCCAGUCGCAAUCAAGCAAGGACCAUCGACGUAAAGUCGUACUUCUCCGCCCAAAACCGAUUCCGAGCCGCCUACAGCAGCAACAGCAGCAAUCGCAGCAACAAGCAGACAAUAUAUGCACUCUGUCCCAGGAUAUCGAGUCCCUCCAGAUCAACUCGAGCGACGAGAAAACCGGCUCGCCGAGACUACCAGCUCGCGACUACACGCCGUCGCCACCAUCUACCGCGCCGUUACCGGCGAAAUUUCACGGCAACCGUGACCACUUGCUGCUGAACAUCCGCAGCGCGCCGAACCUACCGUCGCAGCCGGACCAUCCCCGGCUGAAGGACAUGAGACUACCCAUGAAGUCGUUGCGCGCUAAGGACUCGCCGCAGAGCAGCGAAGGCAGCAUUCUCGAGAUCAAGAGCCGGCCGAAGAGCUUCGUCCAGGAGAACUCCUCGCAGGGACGUCGGUUCGACAAGGAGCUCAUCUUGGAGUUCAAGGGUAGGCCUCGGGAGGAGCGGCAACGACCCCGCAGCCUGAUCCGCGAGAGUAGGCCGGUAAUGGAGUUCAAGGGCAGGCCUCACGAGGCGGAGGGCGAGGUGGCGCGAAGGGACGCCGGCCCGUUGGAGUUCAAGCUGCGCACGUCGAGACGCCGCGCCGGCUACUCCAGCACCGAGAGCAUGGCGACCAGCAGCAGCGGCGGCAGCAUGGAAUCCCUGCGGAGCAGCACCAGCGAGGGCAACCGGUCGACCAGCAGCUCCGAGAGUCGGCACAGCACCAGCCUGAGCUCGCACAGUUCCGACAGCGGCGGCACCAACUGCUACCAUCACCAUCAACAGCCGUCGUUACCCGGUUUCCUGACUCAUCACGCCACCAAGUUGCACAUCCUCUCGCCUAUCUCCGACAAGUCGUCGCAGGAGCCCGCCUCGGAGACCUCCGACAACAAUCGCAACAACAACUCGCAGAAGGCCUCGCCCGAGGAGAGCGUCACGUUGGAGAACAACGUCACCGCGGGCAACAAUACGAACGCGGUCACCUCGCCCAUGGACACGUCCUUCAAGAAGAGGCGAGCCCCGCAGAACAAGAAUCUCAUUAAUCUGGCCCUGCAGUCGUCGUCGUCGGGCGACGCGGAGAUCCAAGGCUCGGACAGCGGCAUUUCCAUCGAGUCCCGCGCCGGGAUCAAGCCCUUCGGCUUCCACCUGCUGAAGCCGCAGUUGGACAAUAUCAACUUCGUCGACAACGAGCCGGAGCUCUCGGAUCUACCCUUCGAUAUGCCGAAGCUGCGCAGAAGACGUCUGCUGAUGCAACAGGACGCCACUACGUCCGGCAGCGCGACCAGCGUAGAUCUGAGAGACCUGCCGUUCGACAUGCCGAAACUCAGGAAACGACUCAGAUGCACCCAGAGCACCGAGUCCAGCGCGUCCCAGGCGUCCUCCAGUCUCUCCGUGCGCGACGUGGAGCCGCCUCCUCUCUUCGGCGGCGGUCUGGCGCGCCCGAAGAUGACUCUGAACCUCGACGCCAGUGGAAACGCGGCGGGCACGGAAGGAAACGCGUGCAGUCAAUUGGUACCGAAGAAACCCGGCGGCCUGAACCUCGGCUUGCCCCUGGAAAUCAGCACCGCUCGAGGAUCGGCCGAUCUGGUCGACGUGGAGCUCCCGUUGGAGAGGCAAGGGUGGUAUCACGGCUCAAUCACGCGAAUCGAGGCGGAGGCUGUCCUACGACUUCUGCGAGAGGGAAGUUACCUGGUGAGGAACAGCGAAUCGACCAAGCAGGACUAUUCUCUGUCUCUGAAAAGCGCUCGCGGUUUCAUGCAUAUGCGCAUCCAGAAGAACGAGGAGCUGAACGCCUACAUCCUGGGACAAUUCAGCAAGCCGUUCGAGAGCAUACCGGAAAUGGUCCGUCAUUUUAGCGUGAAUCGUCUUCCGAUACGCGGUGCCGAGCACAUGUGUCUCCUGCAUCCGGUCAUAGCUCAGCUUUUGUAGCGCAUCUAUCGUAGCGCCGUUUAAGGCGCUGUAACACUUUUGAUAACCCACUUUUACUUUUCCGACGAGUGCCGAAAAUAGCGCGGUUGCAACGAACGGGCUUGACAGCUUCGGCGAACGGGAUGUGCACGCACAACCCGUAGGGAAUAUUGUUCUCCGAACGCAAGGGAGUCUUCCGAGCAUACGCAACGCACGUGCUCUCGACUUGUUCGACUUCCGCGAGAUCCUCCGUAUUAAUUCGCAAUCCGAUCGAGCGAACCGUUCCGCACGAAGAGAGCGUCAGAGAUAAUGGACAAUAAUGGCAUUGAGAUUGAGGGGAUACGAGUACAGUACAAAAGUAUAAAGGUGAAUGAGAGCGAAGCUCUCAUCAACGAUACACGAUCGAUCAGGGACGAGAGAUCGUCAGGCUCGGUGCGAUUAGUUGAGAAAGGCCGGAGGUAUAACAUAUAUGCACGAUGAGUCCCUGAGUCGAAAUUUUAGUCCUAUAUUAAAGCCGGUAUUCAUAGUCGGAUCUUGUAUUUAAGACCGUCUGUAAGUUUAUCUUCAGAUGCUGUGCGGCUCAUUUCAUUGAAACACCUGAAGAUGAACCUAUAAGACUGUCUUAAAUAUAAGAUCCGGCUAUAAAUACCAGCCUAAUUCUACUUAGUUCUAAAUUAAGUCUUUAACUGCAGGAAACGGAAAUAACUUCCCAUUUGUAGCAUCAAAGAAGCUAGUAGUGCUCCUUUGACAAAGGGAAUUUCGACUUCCCGGGGGGAAAUUUUACAUCUCAAAUCUUCAGGUGGAGGAAACGGAAAUAAAUUUCUAUUUAAAGCAUGAAAGGAGCACAAUAGAAGACCUUUAAAGACUCAACGUAGAACCGAAUGGACUUAAUGUAGAACUAAAAUUUUUACUCGGGUUAUCAUCUCAGGUUAUUCAGAACGAGGCAGCUUCCACAAUGCUCACGACACAAUACCGUCGUCGUCAUUCGUCGUUUUUUCGACAACGCUUCACCUUCACAUGCCUAUGGCCGAGUACGAGAAUUUCUAUCGCGCAAUAGAAUCGGCAGGAACGGCGAAAUGUAUACCCGGAUUCUCGAGAGCGUGGAGAUCGAUGGACGCGCUUCGUCUUCCUCGAAACAUCGCGCAAACCUACCUCACAGGCAGACACAUGCACCGCGGCACGAAGAGUGUAGAGUGCGAUGACAUUACGAUGCUAAGGAUACCCUUUCUUUUUCUUAACGGGAGCUUGGAGGAGCGAUAUUACACCUGAAACGGAUACGAAUCACCAUUUGACGCGUAGCGGUGACAGCUUGCUUGCGACAACUCUCACGCAGGAUUAGAUUCGGGGUCGACGAUUCUGAGAAGUAUACGCGAGAAUGUCCUCGAGGACGUUUCCCGGCUGUUUCGUCGACUUAUUAAUUAAACGGUUGUUCCUCGAAUUCGCGGUCACGCGGAUUUUCUACGAAAGAAAACUCUAGAUGGGAUCAGAAACGCUGCUUUACGAAUCGGUAAUUUAAGUAAGAACAGGGGUAAUACGUACUUAGGUUUAAAAAGGAAACGUCGCGCAACGGCAGCCCGACAUAGCGCGAGCUGCAGAAGCCAAAGUAAAGCUAAUCCUAAUAUUCACUCGCGGAAUAUGUAGAGCGAACGGGCUGUAGACAGCUGGACGGUGGUGCGCGGCGAGCGCGAAGAAAAUGCCAAACUUUACUUCUAAUCGUAAUCGUUUAGUCAGGGUUUAGUUGUCCAUCGUCGUUAAUAAGCUAUCGGUAGGUUUAGAGCGAUAAGAGAGCGUAUAUACGUGCAACACGCGAGUAAAAAAGUUUUAAUUCUGCAUUAAUCCUACAGAUUUCACUGAAUUCGAAGUACCAACGGAGAAACUCGAAGUACAAUACUGUAUAGGCUUUUGUUCUUUGAUGCUAGAAAUAGUUACUUUUAUUGCCGCUUUUAUCGAAGCUUAAAGAAGGCCUAAUUGAACAAUUAUUUAAUAUUCCAUUAUUCCAAAAAUCUAAAAUCGUGCAUUUAAACUUUUGUUUAUAUUAUUGACAAAUAACAUAUUAAUUAUGUAAAUUGUUCGAUUUCAGGUAUGGAUUUCAGAAUAUGAGUAAGAAGCAGAUACUAAAUAAAAAUUAAUGGAUAAGUAGAUAAAUAUAAAACAACAAAUUUCCCUCUUUCAUUUAAAAUUUAUUUAUUUUAUUUUAUAUUUAAUCUCAUUGUUAUUUUUUUUAUUGAUAUCAGAAAUAUUAACGGGAUUUGAAAAUCCAAAAGUGUUUUCUAUCUUAAUGAAUAUUUAACAAACUUAUCAAGAAUAACGAAAUACCCGAGUCGAAAUUUAGACCGAACCGGCAUUACAUAGACUUUUUUCAUACGAGAAAUGUUGAUAUUAAAACCAUGAAUACGAGUUUCUAAUUAAUUGUGCGCUCAACCAAAAAUCAUCAAUAAUUUUUUAUUAAAAAAUAGCAAGUGUUGCAAAUUUGUUUCUCUAAUAAUGUUUCUUGAACUACGAGUUUCAUCUUGAAUCUGCUAACGAAUUCUUUUCACUUUAGUUUAUCCUUGCUGUUUUGACGAAUCUAAAUUUAAAUUCUUAACGUCGAGAAAACGGUAGUAAAUAAACAUCUAUAGCAUCAAGUUAUCAUAACAGGCUUGCAUAGCGUUAUAUCUCAAAAUUUCCUAUUGAUUCUUCAAGUUUGAUGAAAUUUGCAGGAUUAAUGUGAAAUUCAAAUUUCGACUCGGGUAAGUCGAAUCGGAUAGACGUUACGACUACUGGACGAGGCAAGCGGCGUAAGAUAAAGAUUUCUCGUGAUCUCGACGAGAAAUGCAAGGUUCGAAGAGGUAAUAUGAGCGUUUUCGCGAAGAAUCGUGGGACGCGUCAACCAGUGGAAAGAGACGACCGAGGUCAGCCAAUUUAAAUAAUCGAUGGCUCGUUAUCCGAGCCAUCCGUCCCUGACUCGCGGGAGAUUUUUGCGAUAGGAUGCAACCGAUACAUAUUUUUUCAUGUGAUAUUAAUUUGUUACAGAGAUAGCCUAGUUUCACCUGUGAUCUGUUAUUUAAUUCCCCUUGUUCGCGCGCAUUGGCGCUCCCGCGCCCGCACGCGCGAGACGAUAAUAACGAUAAUAAAUAAUUAAUCUCGCUAUUAUAUUAUGUAGCCAGCAACGACGCGUCGGUUAGGCGCAUUGACGAGAACGUCCGUGGUGUUACAAUAAUUUGUCGAGUUAGGAAUUCGAUUCGCGCGCGGUGGUUGUGAGCGGAACUUUCGUUGGCGCCGCUGCGAGCGAGCGGUCGCGCGCGCGGGGCAGUGGUUUUACUUAAUAUUAAAUAGACGUAGUAAGAACCUACGGCGGGUAGCGAGUGCCAGCACAUCUCACGUAGAACAGCCGAUAGACUCGUUUAAACGUUCAACUGGCUCGAUUAGCGUAUACGCGUAAAUGUAGCGCAUACACGGUGCGCUAUAGUUUUCCCAAUUGAAACGCAAACCUUCUAAUCCGAUCACGGGAGUAACUUGAAUUUCUAAACGCGCGAGGCACUCCCUACUCUCGCGUCCAAUUAGGUUGAGCAUAGUUCAUACGUCGUACUUUAAGCUGCCAGUAUUAUUAACUGUAAUCGAUAAUGCAUAUCCAUGUUAACGUUUAAGACAUUAUAUUGUCCCGCCGUACGAGCCCGAUCAUUGAAGAAGCUACGAUCUCUAUAUAUUUAUUUCAUAUAUACAUAUUAUAUUUAUUGUGCAUUGU